This is a messenger RNA of Lachancea meyersii CBS 8951, 1617 nucleotides long. Lineage: Eukaryota; Fungi; Ascomycota; Saccharomycetes; Saccharomycetales; Saccharomycetaceae. The record is from the annotation of a GenBank genome assembly.
AUGUCUCAGCACCAGGAUUCUAGUGCAGACACUAGUGGAUCUUCCGAAUCUACGGGCGAGAGAAUUUGGCUGUCGGGUCGAGACGCUCCUCCAAAACCGGACUCUUACUUCAAGGAGACUUUUGAACCGUCCAGCGAUUCUGGGGCCCCAUCCUUCAGCGUUUAUAUCGACUACUCGAAGUUUUCAGAGCUGGACGACAUUUCUGACGAAUCUGAGCCUCGAGAGCCUCGCGCGCCCCAUUCGUUGAAACAGAGCAGUUUGGAGAAUGUUCCACAGUCGAAAGUGGCCGCAUCAGCGUCAGCUCCAACUAGGAAUAUCGCAAUAAACAGAAACGAUCACGAUUUCCCAAGUCCCAAUAUACCAGCACGUUUCCAGAACCAAAGCUCCGAUACCGUCAAUACAGACGUAAUUGUGGGAUCCAGAAAAAUAUCCGACGGAACAAAUCGCGUUCUGAGCGUUGACAGUUCCAAUCGAGAUUCCACCAACGAAGAUAGCUGGGGAAACAAUUUGCCCCUAAGGUCUUCAAAGUACAAACAAUAUGACCACGAUAGAGAUAGCCGAAGAACAAUUUCCACUUCAAUGUUGGAGUAUGACAGUUUACGAAGGUCGUCCAAUAUGUCGAAACCGGAUGCUAGAUCGUCUUCUCAUUAUGGUGACGAAAAUGUGGCCAAUGCAGACCCAUCGACGCCUCUCGCACCGAUAUAUCACGAAUCGGAUGAGGUUAGUGACGAGGACUACGAUCACGAAAAACAUUCGAAUCCUUCUAUUGAAGAAGCCGUCAGACUUUUCAGACAGGAGGCGUCUUUUGUUCCUGUUGUACAAUUAGCCGAUCCAAGAACGGCCAGUGCGCCAUUACGUUCAGUCUCCAAGAAACCCUCACAAGGCUCUCUGCAGAGUCGCGUAAGCGAUCAGACCUCACGAUUUUCUCAAACGCGCAAGACGAGACGUGGCCCGGUAAAUUCAUCUCUCCUCAGUUCUAUUUUGGUGGCACCACAUCCCAAAAUGACCAACCCAAAGCCUGUUCUUAGAAACGCGCCUCCAGAGAUACCUGCGCUCCGCAAGCCGUCCGGUAUUACAAGCAACUCAAAGCAGUCGAGUCAAGAAAAGAACAAAGAGACCACAGGGCAAGAAAAACUACAACAGCAAAUACCCUCGGACGCUCCUCCUGAGAAAACCAUAAAUCCCUAUCGGAACAUUGAUGAUGACAGUCUGCAGCAAAUAUAUCAAUACCGCGAUGUUAUGGCGGUUAAAGACCUGGAGAAAGAGGUAUUUUACGAAAAAUACAUUGAUACGCCAUCAACGUCUUCCAAUAAGUCAAUGGAGGGAGAAUUCAGAAAGCUUUUCAGUGUAUCAAGAGUUCUACUACUAUUGCUGAUAUGCACCCUAAUACCACCGUUGUAUUUUAUCAUUGGUAUAGAACGAAACUGUUUGCCCGACAAAAAGCUGAUGAAAAUGAUUAUGAAUGAAGAACAUCGAAAUGGCGUUGCAGCAGGCUUUUUAUGGGACGUGAACCUGCGAUGGUUUAGGAAUUUAUGCUUCAUGCUAGGGAUCUUAGAGAUUCUGAUAAUUCUAGCCUGCGUAGGAGUUGGAUUUGGAGUUGGACUAUCGCGUCAAUGA